Ostrea edulis (European flat oyster) is the source of this 3288-nucleotide messenger RNA. RefSeq names its product advillin-like. The transcript has 26 exons. NCBI's taxonomy places the organism in Eukaryota, Metazoa, Mollusca, Bivalvia, Ostreida, Ostreidae. Bases 431 to 3190 code for a protein of 919 amino acids. Gene Ontology annotation, cellular component: cytoplasm; actin cytoskeleton. The record is from RefSeq and is a predicted model, not a curated record. Gene Ontology annotation, biological process: actin filament severing; barbed-end actin filament capping; cytoskeleton organization. Gene Ontology annotation, molecular function: phosphatidylinositol-4,5-bisphosphate binding; actin filament binding.
CGCAAGUAUCUCUUGUCGAAAGGCCGAGGCUCAAUUCUUUAUCAAGCAUAGAUACACGAUUUCUCCCACUGACGCUAUUGUUGUGAACAAUUUUCGUUUAAAGGACCCUAUGAAAGGCCCACAUUGUGCAAGUGUUUGCUUAGGGACUUAUCUGUAGAAAAUCUUUCUUUUAAACGGAUAUAAUAAUCUUUUAGGAUAGAUCUAGGCGGUGCGGGUGUCAACACAGUUUUGGAUUCGUGUACACUUCUAAUAAAUUCCAAAUAAUCAACCGUUUAGUAUCAUUUGUAUCGUCUUUAUGUAUGAAUAUAAAAUCAGGAAACCUUUUGUCCGUGGUCUGAAGAUUCAAACUUUGGAAUAGAUCAGAUUCAAUGGAAUAAAUUUACAGUUCUCACGGAGGGCAGAAUAACGGGUCACGCAAUCUCCCGUCAAAAUGAAAGGGAAAACAGCCCAAAGACGAGGUGCUCGGCCUCGCUCUCGAGGGAAGACGUCAGCCUUGGACCAUAUGUGCGAGUCGCCGCCUCGCCCACCCUCCGCUCUCCCUGACCGCCUCGUGAAGAGUCCCACGUUUGUCAGCGAGAAGACCUACAAAGCCUGCAGCAGCAAGCGACCCUCCACUUCAAGGACUUACCUCAGCUCCCUGUCAAACCAUGUCGACAUCAAGAUAAGUGAUCCUGGGGUGAAAGCCCGGCCGGAGAAAAUCUCCCUGAUGGAUAUGGAGCCUGCGUUUGUGAACGUUCGUAAGGAUGUCCCAGGUCUGUCGGUAUGGAGACUUGAGGGCAAAUCUCGACUGAUUGAGGCAGAGGAGAGAGACAUUGGAUUCUUCCACGAGGGGGCGGUGUACAUUGCACUAGAGAUUAAUGACGAUGGUGACGCCUUUCUACAUUAUUGGAUUGGUGCUCAUGCAAAUGAGGAUCAUAAGUCACUCAUCGAGGACAAGGCUCACGAGCUGGACAGAAUCGUCACACAUGCCGCGGUGUUCUCCAGAGAGAGUCAGUUCCAUGAAUCUCCGUGUUUUAUGCGCCUCUUUCCGGAUGGUAUCGUAUAUUUGGAAUCCAAACCAAAGACCACUGUCAGUCGGGCUAGCGUGUAUGCUAAGAGAAUGUAUCGCAUCACCGGGCGGAAGUUCAUCAGAGCCGCUUGUACGGAGCCGUCUCUGGAGAUCCUGGAUUCUGAAUCCGCCUGUAUCCUGGACGGAUUUCCCCGGAUGUACGUCUGGAUCGGACGACGCUGUAACUACGCACUCAGAAACAAGGCAAUUCAGGUAGCUAAGAGGAUUAGAAAAUUUCAACGACAGGGAGUGGUGCACAUUAUAGUUAUAGACGAGAGAGACGAAGGGAUGAACGAAGCUUUCAGAAAGAAGCUCCACAACAACACGCAAUUUACUGCGCAAAACCGGUGUUUUACUACUGAGGGGUCAACCCAAGAUAGCGCAGCCAUGAAAAUGCACAGAGUAAGUGGCGAUCACGUGAUGUAUAAUAUGCCGGAAGCUGCCAAACCCCUAUUUUACCAGAGAUACUUGGUCCAACGGGAUUGUUACCUGUUGGAUCGCGGUCCCGGGCUUCCAAUUUAUGUCUGGGUGGGAUCUCAGGCCCACGAGAACGAAAUACUCUACGCAAUUAAACGGGGAAAGACAUUCUGUCAGCACAAACAGUACCCGGAUGUAUCUCCUAUCUGUAGAAUAUCGGACGACUUCGAACCCGAUGAAUUCAAAAAGAACUUUUAUGAUUGGCGGGAAAAGGAUACAAAACAUAGACAACUUACAAAACUCUACAGCAUAGGGAACAUAGAGCGUGCGCUGUUCUCGAGACGAGAUAAACGGACGGUGGCCAAGAAGAACGAGCUGUGGUCCACGGACAUCUUACCGGACGGAGAGGAGGACACAGAGAUCUGGAAGAUAGAUGGAGACAAAAUGGUAAAAAUGGACAAUGACCAACAUGGAAUAUUCAAUAAUGGUAACAGCUAUAUCGUUCUUCAUCGUAUUCGAGUCGGAAGCGUCACACAACAAGUGUUGUAUUACUGGCUGGGUUCAAAGCUGGAGCAUGACACCCAGGACAGUGUUCUUGAUUUGGUGCUAUCUAUGAACAAAACUCUAAACAACCAAUGUGUGGUGAUUCGAGUUUUUGACGGCAGAGAACCACAACAUUUGAUGUCUGUUCUUGGAAACUGUUUGAUUAUUUAUGACAAGGACUUUGCUGAUACUCCGGAUGAACGGAAAAGUCGGUUGUUUCGCAUACAGGAACAAGACUCGGAGAACUGCAGUAUGAGAGUCCAGCAGGUGCCCGUUUGUUCCUCAUCACUGAAUUCGUCCGCUGCCUUCAUUCUUAGCACCCCUUCAGACGAGUGCUUUCUGUGGUAUGGGCAGAAAUCUGGAGGCUCAGAAAGGGAAUACGCAAAACAAAUGAUUGGAUAUAUUUCACCAAUGUGUAAAUAUGAAUAUUCCAUAAUGACCGAAGGCAAGGAGAGUAAAACUUUCUGGAAUGUGAUUGGUCAAAAACAGCAAUAUCCAUUGGAAUUGAAAAUGGAGGCAUUAGAUAGAAGACAUCCAAGAUUACUAGCAUGCUGUAUAAAGGGCGAUAAUAUUACAUUUGAACACAUCGAAAACUAUAAGCAAGAGGACUUGUGUGAGAAUGAGAUUUUCCUCCUGGACUUGUAUGACCAGAUUUAUGUAUGGACUGGUGCACAUGUUGAAGAUGCCCUGCAAACGCCAAACUGCCUCAAGUGUUAUGUCCAGUCCGACCCCGCAGGACGGUCAGACGAGACCAUAAGCGUCUGGUUCUUGACACAGAAUAACGAACCUGAUGCUUUCAUCAAAUUUUUCCCAUACUGGACUUCAAGUGGGAUUUCGGGACAACAGUCUUAUGAACUGUGCCGAAAAGUGGUUCGUCAGGAGAAUGUACAAGUCGACAUCGACAAGCAGAUGGUUGAUCGGACAUACGUUGGGAGAACGAAGUACUUGUAUAAAGAACUGCUGAGGAAGGAACUACCAGAAGAGGUGGACCCCCAACAUAAAGAGCAUCAUCUCUCCGAGAAGCAGUUCAAAGAAGCCGUGAAGUACCCACGUGAUCAAUUCUACCGACUUCCGCUUUGGAAACAGGAACAGUUAUUUAGAUCCGCCCGUCUUGGACACACAUGGACUUCAGAAAACCCCUAUAGAUUAAAAUUAGAAUCCCCUGAUCUACACAAUGAAUAAUUUUAUAUUCUCUAAAAUGCCAUACGUUUAUAACUAUUUACAAAUAUACCUUUGAUGUUGUUGAUUUAUAACAAUGAGAAUAAAUUAUUAGAAAAGAA